AUGAAGGCUCCAGGAAGCGCAAUGGAAGAAGAGCAAGAUCAGCAUGACCCUUCAAUUAAAACUAGGAAUACACUCAUGUGGUUUCGUACUGAUCUCCGACUUCAGGAUAAUAAGGCCCUUUAUGAAGCCUCUAUGCGUUCCAAAGUAGGGGCCAGACACCUGAUCGCCCUCUAUAUUAUCUCCGAGGAUGAAUGGAAGGAGCAUGACGAGGCUCCCAUCAAAAUCGACUUUUGGAUGCGUAAUUUGACUAGCCUAAAGAAGGACCUAGAUCGGCUAGCUAUCCCUUUGGUCACCAAGACUGCAAAGGACAUAGCCGACAUCCCGACUUUAGUGGAACAGGUCGUCAAAGAGAUGGAUAUCAGUCAUGUCUUUUGGAACGCCGAUCUGAUGAUUGAUGAGCAGAGAAGAGAUGCCGCCGUCAAAAAGUCAUUGAUGAAGCUUCCUGGCGUUGCUGUUGAGGAAUGUAAUUGUGAAUGCAUUGUAGACCCAGCCGAUAUCAAGACAAAAACAGGAAACCCCUAUUCUGUGUUCACCCCUUACUACAAUAACUGGUGCAAGCUUGUUGAGACUGAGCAGCAUUACUUGGAAUUGACUGGACCGCCUGAAGCCAACCCACCCGAGGCAAAGGAUAUCUUUGCAGAUAUCUUCAAAACAGUCCCUUCUGGCUCUUAUCCACAUUCGCUCGACAUAAAAAUGGUUAAUGAGCUGUACCCAGCUGGCGAAGAUGCAGCUCAUGAGCGACUAAAGUCUUUCCUCCAAUCCAAAGUCAAGAAGUAUAGAGAGGCACGAGAUGUACCGGUGCAAGAUGGAACAAGUUUAAUGAGCCCAUACCUUACAUCUGGAGUAGUUACAACGAGGCAGUGUGUGGCGAUUGCUAGAGCUGCCAAUAACAACAAGAUCGUCUCGGGAGAUGAGGGUAUCAAGGCAUGGAUUAGAGAAUUGGGAUGGAAGGAAUUUUAUAAAAAUAUCCUAAUCUCUUUCCCUCGCGUGUGCAUGGGCCGUGCAUUUCAGCCUAAAACUGAAAAAGUGCAAUGGAGUGAUAAUAUGGAGCAUUUCCAGAGAUGGUGCGAGGAUAAAACCGGAUUUCCCAUUGUCGAUGCAGGCAUGCGGCAGCUUAAUGCUACAGGAUAUAUGCAUAAUCGUCUUCGCAUGAUCACGGCCUGUUUCCUCGUAAAGGAUUUGCUCAUCGAUUGGCGCCUAGGAGAAAGGUACUUUAUGAACAGUCUCAUCGACGGUGAUCUAGCAAACAACAAUGGUGGUUGGCAAUGGAGUGCUUCCACUGGAACAGAUGCGCAGCCUUACUUUCGUGUCUUUAAUCCACUUCUUCAGUCCCAGCGGUUUGAUCCAAAGGGCUCUUAUAUCCGUAAAUGGGUUCCUGAAUUGAGGGGACUGAACGAUAAGCAGAUUCAUGACCCAAGUCAUAUCUUGCAUCCCAAGGAUUUUGCUAAGCUUGGAUAUCCCAAGCCAAUCGUGGACCAUGCUGUGGCGAAAAAGAAAUAUGUAGAUGAGUUCAAGCGCAUUCUCGCCCUUUGA
This is a messenger RNA of Lobosporangium transversale, 1533 nucleotides long. RefSeq names its product DNA photolyase, FAD-binding/Cryptochrome. Gene Ontology annotation, molecular function: DNA binding; FAD binding. The record is from RefSeq and is a predicted model, not a curated record. Gene Ontology annotation, biological process: entrainment of circadian clock by photoperiod; circadian regulation of gene expression. The coding region runs from base 1 to 1533 and encodes 510 amino acids. Gene Ontology annotation, cellular component: cytoplasm; nucleus. The transcript has 7 exons. NCBI's taxonomy places the organism in Eukaryota, Fungi, Mortierellomycota, Mortierellomycetes, Mortierellales, Mortierellaceae.